CAAAAGUGUCAAAAAACUUAUUGCACACUGCUGUCAGUAAUCACAGGUCAAUGAAUGAAGUAACGAUGAAAAUAGACUUGUGGAGACAAGAAACUUUGAAAAACUCAACCACUAACCCUGACCCUCUACAUUUCCUUGCUGCAUUUGAUGAAAAUCAUAAUCAGGCGAAUGCAACAUUAAACAAGUUCCCAGUGUACAGCAAAACGGUAUCAGACGAACACAAAGUGAUGUACUCCGAAGGCUCUACUGCAGAGGACAUGAUCACGUCACGGAACCCUGAACUGACUCUCAGACCCAUGCAGCCAUUCCAAAUCUAUGGACCCCAUUCUGAAUAUGACAAUUUAAACAGUAACACUAACUCGCCAUAUGUUUGUUCUUCCAUGCAAAGUAAUGGGACUUUGUUUCACAUGCCCUGGGAGCAUGGAAUUGCUGCUAAAAUCAUGCACAUCAGUAAACAAAUAGACUCUCCCCACAAUCCUGUUACUUCCCCUCCCCCUUGCCAGGCCCCACCCCCUCUCCCUGCCAUUGAUCCUCAUGACCGAAUCAGGGCGUGGCAAGUGUCUAGUCAGAAAUACGCCCCAUGUGUUCCCGGAAAUGAUGAUUGUGAAAGUGUGGAAAAACGUCUGAGUUUGGCAUCAGAUUUGUCUGCAGAGAACCUCGCAAUAGGUAUUGACCAUGCUCAGAAAAGUCAAUCAGACAAAACUAUUGUGAAUGAGAAAUCCACAUCACAUUCUGAGACUGUUACAGAGAAGAAUAGUGACAGCAUUCCCUUGUUUGCAACGGACUUGCAUGAAAAGAUUGUACCUGCUUUAGCCAAUCCUCGUCUACUCCAUCAGUUGAGUCGCAAUCGGCACCCAGACCGGACUGUGCGUGAAUACAUUAUCGGUUUGUCUAAGAACCGGGACACAACGUUCGGCAGCACUAUUUAUAACUUCAUACAGUGCACGCUGGAGAGUCACGAUACCAACCCUCACAACAUUACCAGAAAUGUGCGUCAGUUCAUGACGGGAAUCAAGAACUACCUAGUGAAGCAUGGAGAGGGAGAGCUGGAGGACCUGAUUGAGAGGGAAAGAAACCAGUUGGGAAAAGAUGAGAUUCUGAACAUUGAUGCCAUCAUAGAGGGGGCCCUUCACGUGUGUGUCAUUCAGCCAUUAAAGCAGCACAUUUACAAUCUAUUUGUCAAUGAAUACACUAGAAAUGGAAGCAUUCGUCUAUUGUUGGCUAACAUAAAGUAUGCAAGAACAAAAACUUCUGAAGAGAUUGGAAUUCAGAAGGGCGUUGCCCCUCCAGAUGGCAGCACCCUUGACCAGGUGAAGCACUACUUCACCAAGAUGCAGAAGUCCUACUCCCCGUUGAAGAAGCUGGAACACCUCCUGUCUGCUACCUCCACCAUCUACAAAUAUGUUGCCCAGCAACCCCACAGCUCUUGCUCCCCACCCGUGUUUGGGGCAGACGACUUCCUUCCCGUGCUGAUCUACGUGCUGAUCCAGUGUGGCAUCGUCUCGGUGGAGAUAGAGGCAGACUACAUGUGGGGCCUGCUCCACCCCUCGCUGCUCAACGGCGAGGGGGGCUACUAUCUCACCUCCCUCUCGUCGGCUGUGCUCGUCCUGAAGAACUUCAAGGAGAUGCAGGAAUCCAAUGCCGCGCAGACCCAGUUAGGCAAACUGCCGAGCAUAAGUGACAUGCAGGGGUUCCUGAAGAUUGCCAUACCAGACGAGCAACGAGACACCAUCAUGUGGCGCACACUUCCAGUACGACCAAGCAUGACCACUCGCGAUGUCUGUUCAUUGAUUGCCCACAAGUUCAAGUUCACCAACCCACAGGACUAUGGGCUCUACACACUGGAUAAUGGAGAAGAACACAAGUUGAUGGACAUGGAGUGCCCACAGAGCCUGAAGGCUAAACGUCUGGCUCACAACAAGGAGUGCAUCUUCGCUUACAAGAGGAACGCAGCGAAUAUCGCAUGGCCUAAAUCAGUGCAGUGAGCCAACAUGUCUGUUGGUUGUACGUCAACAUUACCUUGUGCAGUCGCUGUUAAAGGAUUACGAUUUGCUCCCUUCCAUUGAUGCAGCUUCUGUUGCAGAGGCCUAACCUUUGGCCUCUCAGUUGAGGUGGCAUACGGAUUCUAGGUUCAUUCUUCUGUGUGUCGUCUAGCAAUCACUACAGCUCAUCGUUAAGGUCCUGGAUUCAUUGAAUGUAUGCCAGGUAGAGAGUGAGAUUGGACUGCUGGGAGAACUUGUUGCUCUCAAGAUCUCAAUGUGUUCUACUGCAAAGUUUAGAUUUUGCUGAUGGGUUUGCCUCCCUUUUUCGAACAUUUUCAUCCAGCCACUGUUGCAGUAAAAGAUAGCACUGGACAACUUUUGCAGGGUCAGCUGUGUUGCACUGGGUUAUGAUUCAAUCAGGUACUAUAUUUGUUGUCUGAACAACUGCAGACCUACAAAUGAUGACCCCUUGGAUCCAUGGUAUGUCCUCUACCACUGCUGAAGUGCAUGGUCCGAAUCGGAUGAUCAUUUACUGUGUCAUUCAGUCUUUUGUUAAAAUUACAUUUGUAUACGUGGAAAGUGUGUGUAAAACGUACAUGUCUGUUAAACUUCUAUUUCUCAGACAUUAUUGUUUUACUCUAAUCCCUUAGAUUG
Messenger RNA from Dreissena polymorpha, 2636 nucleotides. Its product is annotated as protein sprint-like. The transcript is spliced from 10 exons. Gene Ontology annotation, biological process: vesicle-mediated transport; signal transduction. Gene Ontology annotation, molecular function: small GTPase binding; guanyl-nucleotide exchange factor activity. Bases 51 to 1985 code for a protein of 644 amino acids. Gene Ontology annotation, cellular component: endocytic vesicle; cytosol. NCBI's taxonomy places the organism in Eukaryota, Metazoa, Mollusca, Bivalvia, Myida, Dreissenidae. The record is from RefSeq and is a predicted model, not a curated record.